AUGGCUGAUAAAGACGAAAAGAAGGAGGAAGAUGAACGUUUCGAAUAUAUCUAUAAUUAUCUUACGUACACAAGGAAAUUGAAGGUUGACAGAUGGACGAAAAUGUUAUCAAACGCAGAUUUUAAGGAUCUGAUUGCAAAGUUCUUUGGUACGCCGUCGGAGAUGAUCCUUGUGUUGCAAGUCACACCCGCUGGCCUCCUGGUACCGUAUCUAGAAAUAACGCAAUGCAAGGGCAAGCUGACGUACUUUUUGAAGAGGACACCUCAACUAAUCACCGAGGCUAAUUACAAGGACUUGUUGAUACCGGGCGACAUGGCGCCGAAUCCGAUCGAAGAAUUGGCCGUUCUUGUCGAGGACGCAUACGUACCCAUUUUAUCGAAUCCAAAAAAUCAUGCUGGCUGGCCGGAGGUUGUUCGUGCAGAUGUAAAAAAACAAAUUUAUAGUCUACGAACUUUAAUAUGGCAGGUCAAGGGGAAAAUAACAGGACAAACAUUGCUUCCAAUGCCGAUGGGCAUUGAGGAUAUUCUCCAGGAAGAUUACGUGGAUAAAACGGACGCAAAAACGUUAGAAUUGAAGAGCGAUAUAGAGAAAAUCGUAAUAAAGUGGGCAACGCAACUUAGUGAGAUCCUUAAUGAAGAAUUUACUAAGAAGGAUGGACCACCCGUACCAGACCGAUCUGAGUUAGAUUACUGGAACAUGAGACUGAAGAAUAUGGAAUCACUUUAUCAACAAUUGAAAGAUCCAAGAGUACAAAAGAUGGGCGUAUUUUUGGAACAAAUGGAAAGCCCUUACUUGGAGUAUUUCCAGAAUUUAAUAAAGAAUGUAGCUGCAUCAUUAUUGGAGACAAGAGAUAUUACUCUGUACUUAAAGCCUCUCGAGCAUUAUUUUAAACAAAUCGAAAACUCUGAAUUCAAAGAUUUGGCAAUGAAAUUGAAAGCGUUGUUGCAUUGUGCCUGUUUAAUGUGGUCAAACUCAAAAUAUUACACUCUGGAAAGAAUGAUUGCUCUACUACGAGAAAUUUCAAAUUUGUUAAUAUCUCAGGCCGUGAAAUACAUAAAUCCGUCAACUUUAUUCGAAGCAGAUAUCGACGAAAAUAAACAGAAAAUAUUAGAAGUCAUACCUCUUCUUGAUUUUUAUCAAGAAACAUUUCGAUUGUUUAAAGAAAAAAUAGAAUACUACUUCAAGGGAGCUAUAGAACCUGUGCCUUGGACAUUCCACGAGAAAUUAGUUUUUAAGAGAAUACAAUUAUUCGAGAAGAGACUUAAAGAGAUCGAGUCAUUGUUCGACGUCGCUCAGGAUUACUUAAAAUUAGAGCGAAUAGAAAUGGCCGGCUUAAAAGGAAAAUCGUUGCUUAACAUGACUUACGAAAUUUACGAAGAAUUUGUAAAAGCAUAUCAACUUUUUGGAGAAGCGCCUUAUGAUGUUUUGUCACCCGAUGAAACGCAGUUUACCGAAGAUUUAGAAGAAUUUUUCAUCAAAGUGGAACAAUACGAUCGACGUCUUGCAAGCAUUUUCGACCAGGUAUUCGCGGAUUGCCACAAUUUAGAGUCAGUCUUCAAAUUCAUUUGGAUGAUGGGCCCAAUUGCUAAUAGACCUCUAAUUAUGGCUCAACUGUGGUACAAUUACGAAAAUUUGGUUCAAGGCAUCGAUAAACAUUUCAGUAAAGUAAAGAUUUUGUUCGAUGAAAACUUUAAGGAAGAUUCAAAAGCAUCACGCGCAGUUGUGAAUGAGUAUUUCCCACCAGUAUCUGCUGCUUUGUGCAUGUUACUGAAAUUAAGCGAAAGAUGUCGUUUUCCUGUCGAAUGCGUGAAGUUAUGCGAUCAUCCUCUAAUUACUGCGAAAAUGGAAAGUGAAUUGAAAAGCAAAUACGAAGAACUGGAAUCACUUAUUAGCUCCAAGGAACAGGAGAUUUUUACUGCGUGGGCAGAAACGGUGCCAGAGAUUUGUGAGAUACACUUGUCGAAAUCUUUGUUGAUAGUCAGAGACGACGAUCUACUGGAAAUGAAUUUUGCCCCUGAAUUGACGACUUUGCUGAAGGAAAUUCGUUAUAUGAUAAUUAUGAGAAGAACCGAUCUUUCACCCGAGGCGAUUGAUUUUUAUAAUGGAUCAGAGUUCUAUUUCAAGAGUACUUAUAAUCUUGAUUUAAUUGUAAAUUGGUACAAUAAAAUACGAACUGAAAGCGUUCCUGUGGAGUUUCAAUUAAUAGAAGACGAUAUUGAAGUAAUUGACGAAUUAAUUAAUUACGGCCAAGGAUAUUACACUUGGAAAUCUGAUGAUGUCCCAGAGUAUAUAGAUAAUCUGCUAACAACUGUUCGAAAAUUAUACGCCAGGGUAUUUCUAGCGCAGGACAAUUUGAAAAAUAUUAUGGACAGGCUGUAUACCUGGGCGAUGAUGCCAGUUCUUUAUCGCAAAGACGCGAGGGAUGAAAAUUUGUUGUCGAUCGCAGACAAGGAUGAUAGAUUUGAAGACAGAUUCACUGAAAUCGAGGAAACUGCUGAAGAACUUAAACGUGUUUUGGAGGAGAAUUACAAAUUAUUCUUUAAUUUACUGCCAGAGUCUUUUUACGAAAAGAGCGAGGCAGAAUUCCGCGAUGAUCAUGUAGAAGGAGAGAUCGAACGGAUAGAUUCAUCAGAAGAGAGUCCUCGUGUAUCAAGGCCGGACGAGGAGGAUAGUGAGGAGUUACCGAUAGAAGAAGAAGAAAUGGUGGAAGAAGAGGAAGAGGUUGUUGAUGAAGAAACGCAAGCACUUCGACGCGAGAAGUGGGAACCUUAUCUCAUCUACGUGGACAAUUUAAUUUCCAAAGGUCUCAUCCAAGCUGUAUCGACAAGUAUUUGCUACAUACUGGAUGAAACUGAUCCCGAAGGUAACAUAUAUCCGUUGUUUGAAAUACAACUGCAUCUAGAGGUAAAUAUUAUUGGUUUUCGACCACGAUUGGAAAUUGAUGAUCCUGAAGGAUUCUAUAGCUUCUUUGAGAGCCUCUUACUUGACAUGAUGAAGAUGGGUACACUUAUUCAGCGUGUCGACCCUCAAAUCGCUGAAGAACAAGAAAAUUAUGCGACUGAUCUGGCAGAAGAGGAAGGUAUCGUCUUUAUGUUGGAAGAAACUUGUAACAGAGUAAAGCUUGCUCUGGCAGAAGUGAAAGAGCAUGCUCAGAUAUACGAGACUUUCUCCUGGUUGUGGAUCGAUGACAAGCAGGAAUAUUUAGACUACUUUCUACGGUACGCUAAGUACGUAUCGCCUACAGACAGAGAGAUGCUCGCAGAACAUCCAGAUUAUGUUCCAGAAAAUUUUAAACCGAAGAAACCCGACUUGUCGGACUUCAAACAGGAAAUUGAUUAUUUCAUGAGCCUAUAUGAAUCUUGCGAUCAAAACUCGAACGAAUACGUUGCCUGUACAUGGUUGAGACUGGACGUAAAACCUUUUAAGCAGUCUCUUUUGAACUUAAUUUGUAAAUGGGCUAAUGUACUGAAAGAGUAUUUGGUCAACCUUAUUACCAAACAAUUGGAGGAUUUGGCUGAGUUUUUAAAAGCAGCGAUGGAAAAUUUUACGCAAUCUAUACAAGAAGAUGAUUAUGAUGCGCUUUUAGUGACUAUUUCCUACUUAAAAGAAAUUAGAGAUCGGCAAUUUGAAAUAGAAGAUAUGUUCGAUCCUAUUAAGAAAACAAUAGAGCUCCUGCAACACUAUCAAGUGGUUCUGAAUCCGAAAAUAUUUGAUUGGUUAACAGAAUUACCCCAUAGUUGGGAAUCUUUAAAAAAAGUAGCCGCUCAAGUCAAACAAGUCGUACAACCUUUAAUGACUCGUCAAAUUGAACUUUUGAAAAAGAGAUUGAGCUACCACGAUUUCAAACAGCAACAUUUCCUCGAAGAAUUUCAUAAAAACGAUGUUUUUAGCGACCAAUGUAAUGAUCCUUAUGAGAAAUUAAAUAAGAUACGUGAAGAAGUUGUGACGUUUCUAAACGAAGAGAAGGCACUGAAGGAUCAAACGGUAAUCUUUGAACAAGAAAUGCCCGAGUUUAAAGUGACCAAGCAAGUACAAAAAGAAAUGCAGCUUCUAAAAACCUUAUGGGAUUACGUGAACGUAAUCAGUACGAGUUUAAACGAAUGGAAAAAGACCACAUGGAAAAAGAUCGAUGUCGAAUGGAUGGACCAAGAAUGCAAGAAACUACUCAGAGAAUUGAGACAACUGGACAAAGACGUACGUUCAUGGGAGCUGUACGCGGACGUUGAAGCCCAAGUCAGAAACAUGAUGGCGUCGUUAAGAGCAGUUGCGGAAUUACAGAACCCAGCAAUUAGAGACAGACAUUGGAGGGAAUUAAUGGCUGAAACGCGGGUUGCGUUUAGUAUGACCGAUAGUACCACGCUGGAAGAUUUAUUGAAAUUGCAAUUGCAUAAAUAUGAAGAAGAAGUAAAAAAUAUCGUGGCUAAAUCAGUAAAAGAAAUGGCGAUGGAGAAAGUGUUGAAAGAACUUCAUGAUACCUGGAGCACUCUUGAAUUUGGCAAAGAGCUACACGAUCGUACGAAAUUAAACAUUCUUAAAAUCGACGAGGAAACUAUAGAAACCCUUGAAGAUAAUCAGGUGCAACUACAGAAUAUGUUGGGUUCGAAAUUUGUGGGAUAUUUCCUCGACGACAUUUUGGAUUGGCAAAAGAAAUUAAGCAAUGCAGACGCCGUGAUUAACGCGUGGUUCGAAGUUCAAAGAGCAUGGAUGCAUCUUGAAAGUAUUUUCAUCGGCUCCGAGGAUAUUAGAAGCCAACUUCCGGAAGAGUCAAAGCGGUUCGAAAAAAUCGACAGGGACUUUAAAGAGCUGUUAAGGGAAAUGCUGAGUAAUUUAAACAUCGUCAAAGCAACUAAUCGUCCAAAACUGUUAGAGAAGCUAGAAGAAUUACAAGUUCAGUUGAAUUUCUGCGAAAAAGCACUAGCCGAUUAUUUGGAAACAAAAAGAUUAAUUUAUCCGAGAUUUUAUUUUAUUUCUGCAGCUGAUCUCCUUGAUAUCUUGAGCAAUGGCAAUAAUCCUGAACUGGUUUGUAAGCACUUGUCAAAAUUGUACGAUUCCAUUGCGAAGUUACAAUGGAAAAUGGACGGUGACAAACCAACGAAGUUCGCAAUUGUAAUGGUCGCUAAAGACGGUGAAACGAUGACACUUUACGGAUCUUGUGAUUGCAGUGGAAAGGUAGAAAACUGGUUGAAUAACGUGACAGAUGCAAUGAAAAGGACAGUAAGGCAUCUCAUAUCUCAAGCCGUAGGUAAUUACGACGAAAAACCCAGGGAAGUGUGGAUCUUUGAUCACCAAGCUCAACCAGCCCUUUGUGGCAGUCAAAUUUGGUGGACAACCGAAGUGAACAUGGCCUUUAUGAGACUAGAAGAGGGUUUCGAAAAUGCGUUUAAAGAUUAUCAACGGAAACAAAUAAAUCAGCUGAACGCCCUAAUUACUAUACUUUGCGGAGAGUUAAAUGAAAACGAUAGAAGGAAAAUUAUGACGAUCUGCACGAUAGAUGUGCACGCUAGGGACGUUGUCGCGAAGAUGAUCGCAAUGAAAGCGGAAAAUUCUUCUAGUUUUCAAUGGCAAUCUCAACUCAGGCAUCGAUGGGACGAUAAAGCUCACGAUUGUUACGCCGAUAUAUGUGACGCAACCUUCAGAUACAAUCACGAAUAUUUAGGAAAUGUUCCGCGGUUGGUGAUAACACCGUUAACCGACAGAUGUUAUAUCACUUUAACGCAAUCGUUGCAUCUCAUAAUGGGAGGUGCACCGGCAGGACCCGCAGGAACAGGAAAAACGGAAACCACGAAAGAUUUAGGACGAGCAUUAGGUCAAAUGGUGUAUGUCUUCAAUUGUUCGGAGCAAAUGGACUAUAAGUCUUGCGGAAAUAUUUAUAAAGGUCUGGCACAAGUAGGUGCGUGGGGUUGUUUUGAUGAAUUCAACCGCAUUUCGGUGGAAGUGCUCUCUGUGGUUGCUGUGCAAGUAAAGUCGGUUCUGGAUGGGGUAAAAAGUGGUAAACUGACAUUCUUGUUCUUUGGGGAAGAACUAAAUCUCGUUAAUACUGUUGGAAUGUUCAUCACGAUGAAUCCAGGAUACGCAGGAAGAACAGAAUUACCGGAAAAUUUGAAAACCUUGUUCCGGCCCUGCGCGAUGGUAGUGCCGGAUUUCGACCUUAUUUGCGAGAUCAUGCUGGUAGCGGAAGGUUUUCAAGAGGCUAGAUUGUUGGCUAGAAAAUUCAUAACGCUUUAUCAGCUCUGCCGAGAACUUCUGUCGAAGCAGGAUCACUACGACUGGGGUUUAAGGGCAAUUAAAUCGGUUUUGGUUGUUGCUGGAAAAUUGAAAAGGGACGAUCCUCAAAGAGAGGAGGAUCAGGUGUUAAUGAGAGCUCUCAGAGACUUUAACAUCCCAAAAAUCAUAACGGACGAUGUACCUGUCUUUAUGGGACUUAUCGGAGACUUAUUCCCUGCUUUGGAUGUGCCACGGAAAAGGGACUUGGAAUUCGAACUAACAGUUAAAGAAGCAGCAGUUGAUUUAAAAUUACAACCAGAGGAUGGUUUCAUCUUGAAAGUCGUUCAAUUGGAGGAAUUACUUCACGUUCGACAUUCUGUUUUCAUUGUCGGCUUUGCGGGGACUGGGAAGACCCAAGUCUGGAAAACACUCUAUCGAACCUAUUUUAAUCAGAAACUAAAACCGUAUUACAAUGAUUUGAAUCCGAAAGCUGUGACCAAUGACGAAUUGUUUGGAAUCAUUAAUCCGGCUACUCGAGAGUGGAAAGACGGAUUGUUCUCAGUGAUAAUGAGGGAUCAAGCAAACAUGACAGGAAACGAUCCAAAGUGGAUCAUUUUUGACGGUGACAUAGAUCCAAUGUGGAUCGAAUCAUUGAACACUGUUAUGGAUGACAACAAAGUACUAACAUUAGCUAGCAACGAAAGAAUAGCUCUGACGGCCCACAUGAGACUUCUCUUUGAGAUUUCCAAUCUUCGAACGGCCACUCCAGCGACAGUAUCCAGAGCCGGAAUUCUUUACAUAAAUCCGCAAGACAUCGGAUGGUACCCAUUUGCAGUCAGUUGGAUAGAGACGAGAGAGCCUUCUGAAAGAACAAAUUUGACUAUAUUAUUCGAUAAAUACGUUCCACCUUUGGUAGAUGUGAUGAAGCACAGAUUUAAGAAAAUCACCCCGUUACCAGAUAUUUGUCAUCUGCAAAUGCUCUGUAAUUUGUUAGAUUGUUUUUUAACCCCGGAUAAUGUACCAGCAGACUGCCCAAAAGAAUGGUACGAACUGUAUUUUGUAUUUGCUUGCAUUUGGGCAUUCGGAUCGGCGACUUUUCAAGACCAGUUAAUUGAUUGGCGAAACGAGUUCAAUAAAUGGUGGCAAAAUGAGUUUAAGACGGUCAAAUUACCAGCUGGUGGAAAUAUAUUUCAUUAUUUUAUUGAAGAAGAAACAAAAAAGCUGUCGCCAUGGACUGAUAUAGUGCAUGAAUUCGAAUUAGAUCCUGAAAUCCCUCUACAGUCCACUCUUGUGCCAACCGGUGACACGGCGUACUUGCACUUUUUCUUGGACAUUCUCAUCAAGAAAAAAGUGCCGGUGAUGUUAAUAGGUGCGGCUGGUUCGGGAAAAAGUGUAAUCGUUGCUGAGAAGUUGGGUUCUCUUCCGGAUGAUUACAACAUUGCGAACGUACCUCUGAAUUAUUACACCACUUCUGAAAUGUUACAAAGGAGUAUGGAGAAAUAUUUGGAAAAAAAGACAGGCAGAAAUUAUGGGCCACCCGGUAUGAAAAAGCUGAUAUAUUUUAUCGAUGAUAUGAAUAUGCCUGAGGUCGAUACAUAUGGCACGGUGCAGCCCCAUACACUCAUUCGGCAACACAUCGAUUACACUCACUGGUACGACCGAGCAAAGCUGACUUUGAAAGAAAUUCACAAUACCCAGUACGUGUCCUGCAUGAAUCCCACAGCUGGAAGCUUCACAAUAAAUUCUCGUUUACAGAGACACUUCGCUGUUUUCGCAGUCAAUUUUCCAUCUGAGGAUAAUUUAAUCAGAAUCUAUAGUCAAAUAUUCGAUCAACAUCUGACGAAUCCAUUCAAUAAAUUCAAUGUGUCGCUACUAAAAAAUAUUGAACUUCUAUUAGCAGCAGCAUUAUUCUGCCACAGUAAAAUUUCAAGCACAUUUUUGCCAACAGCUGUCAAAUUCCACUAUGUAUUUAAUCUACGCGAUCUGUCAAACAUAUUUCAAGGUAUACUUUUCGCUAAUGGCGAGGCAGUGCCAACGCCCAAUCACUUAAUAAGAUUGUAUGUUCAUGAAGCAAUGAGAGUGUAUUCCGAUAAGUUGGUCAAUGUCGAAGACAAGAACACAUUUCAGCAACUAUUGAAGGAAUCACUUCGUAAAAAUAUUCCUGAAAUGGACGAGAAUAUUAUAUUUGCUCGGCCGAUAAUAUAUUGUCAUUUCGCUGAGGGAAUCGGUGAACCAAAAUAUAUGCCAAUAAAAGAGUGGCCCCAACUGACAAAGUUAUUGGAUGAAGCUUUGCUUAAUUAUAAUGAUCUGGUAUCAGCAAUGCAUUUAGUGUUAUUCGAAGACGCAAUGUAUCAAGUGUGUCAAAUAAAUCGGAUUUUGGAGGCACCACGAGGAAAUGCACUUUUAGUAGGAGUUGGAGGAAGCGGGAAGCAAUCUCUUUCCUCUCUUGCGUCUUUCAUCGCAGGAUUGGAGGUUUUCCAGAUGCAACUAAAAACAGGAUAUUCGAUGAAUGACUUGCGGACCGAUUUAGCAAGUUUAUACUUAAAGGCUGGGCUUAAAGGAAUCGGAAUUACUUUUUUGAUGACCGAUUCUCACGUCGCCGAUGAAAGAUUUUUGGUUCUUAUAAACGACAUGCUAGCCUUUGGUGAAAUUUCGGAAUUAUUCCCUGACGAGGACAUCGAUAAUAUCGUAAAUUCUAUGAGAAAUGAGGUGAAACAAACCGGCAUGAUGGACACCAAUGAAAACUGCUGGAAAUUUUUCAUCGACAGAGUACGAGGUCGCUUAAAAUGCGUUCUUUGCUUUUCUCCUGUUGGAUCAACUCUUCGAAACAGAGCCAGACAAUUCCCAGCAAUUGUAAACAAUACUUCGAUCAAUUGGGUACAGAGCUGGCCACUAGAAGCUUUGAGAUCAGUUUCCGCUAGAUUCUUAGAAGAAUUGGAAGAACUUCCAAAGGAGUUUAAAAAAUCGGCGUCUUUGUUUAUGUCGUUUGUGCAUACCAGCGUCAACGAUAUCUCCGCGUUGUAUUUGCAAAAUGAGAGACGAUACAAUUAUACGACACCGAAAUCUUUUUUGGAACAAAUUGCUUUAUAUUCGAAGUUACUUGCAGAGAGAACUUACGACAUAAAGGCAACGAUAGACAGGUUACGGAGUGGUUUGGAAAAAUUAGAAUCCUGCGCGGGUCAAGUUAGCGAGCUAAGAGUGAUCUUAGCAGUCCAGGAAGUUGAACUAAAAAAGAAGAAUGAAAUAGCAGACAAGAUUCUUGUUGAAGUUCGUGCCGAAAACGCUAAAGCCGAAGCUGAAAAAAUGAUUGUAUCUGAGGAAGAAGCAAAAAUAGCGGAAAUAAAAGAAGUAGUGUCGGAAAGACAGAAACGUUGCGAUGAAGAUUUAAUGAAAGCUGAGCCGGCUGUGCGACAAGCUGAAGCUGCCCUCGAUACUUUAAAUAAAAACAAUCUGACUGAACUGAAAUCCUUUGGAACACCACCGGAACAAGUAGCUAUGGUAGCACAAGCUGUACUGGUCUUGUUUGCUCCCAGAGGACAAAUCCCCAAAGACAGAAGUUGGAAAGCAUGUAAAGCGAUGAUGGGUCAUGUUGACACAUUUCUUUCGCAGCUUCGAAAUUAUGACAAAGAAAAUAUUCACGCUGAAGUCGUCAAAGCUAUUCAGCCUUACAUCAAUAACAAAGAAUUCGAUCCAGAGAUUAUUUACUCAAAGUCUCAAGCAGCCGCUGGUCUUUGCAGUUGGGUUAGAAACAUCAUGGUCUUUCAUUACAUUAAUGAAACUGUAAAGCCCUUAAGGAAUGCACUUGCACAAGCUAAUGCUGAGCUUAAAGCUGCAUUGGAUCAUUUGAACUCCUUGAGAGGACGAUUAGCGGAAUUACAAAAAGUACUCGAUGUUCUCGGGGAAAGAAUGAAUGCAGCCUUGGAAGAGAAACAGAAAUGCCAGGAUGAAGCAGAUGCCACUGCAUUAACGAUUGAUCUUGCGAAUAGACUUGUGAAUGGAUUAGCUUCUGAGAAAAUACGAUGGACUGAAACAGUGGAAACGUUAACAAAUUCGGAAGUGACUGUUCCUGGCAAUAUUCUCCUUAUAACAGCAUUCCUUUCAUACAUGGGAUGCUUCACACGAAAAUAUAGACACGAUUUGAUGAAUGAGAAUUGGUUGCCGUAUCUGGAGACUUUGGAGCCGAAAAUACCAAGAACUCCCAGUUUGGACGUACUAACAUUAUUAUCCGAUGAUGCACAAAUUGCUCAAUGGAACAAUGAAGGACUACCAACCGAUAAAAUGUCUUCCGAGAAUGCAACCAUCUUAAUGAAUUCGUCAAGAUGGCCUCUAAUGAUAGAUCCACAACUACAAGGUUUAAAAUGGAUAAAAAGUCGCUACGGAGAAGAAUUACAAGUGCUUAGGCUUACGCAGCCGAAUUAUUUAAGUUAUAUUGAAAUAUCAAUUGCAAACGGAAAAACAGUUUUAAUUGAAAAUAUUAUGGAAUCAAUUGAUCCAGUACUGGAUCCCGUUAUUAAACGAGAUUUGAUAAAAAAAGGAAGGGCCAUAAAAAUUUGGGACAAGGAAAUCGAUUACGAUCACCGUUUUCGGUUAAUUCUGCAAACAAAGCUAGCUAAUCCACACUAUAAACCCGAGAUUCAAGCACAAACAACUCUUAUAAACUUUACCGUAACAAAAGACGGUUUAGAGGAACAGCUUUUAGGGGAUGUUGUGAAAGCCGAAAGACCUGACUUAGAAUCUAAGAAAGCAGAAUUGACUAUACAACAGAAUUCAUUUAAAAUUUCUUUAAAAGUAUUGGAGGACGAUCUUCUACACAGGUUAUCGACAGCGGGGCCAAACAUUUUGAGUGAUGUCGAUCUAGUGAUAAAUCUCGAGACUACUAAGAAAACCGCUGCGGAAAUAAAAAUAAAGGUCGCCGAAGCUAAAGUGACGGCGGUAAAGAUAGAUGAAGCUCGAGAAAUUUACCGCACGGUUGCAUGCAGAGCCAGUCUUUUAUACUUCGUUUUAAACGACCUGAGCAAAAUAAACAUGCUCUACCAAUUUUCCCUGAAGGCAUUCAGCGUUGUUUUUCAAAAUGCAAUUAAAUUUGCAGAAGCGGCGGAUACUUUAGUAAAACGUGUUGCUCUUUUAAUUGACAGCAUCACGUACUUAGUUUUCAUUUACACGAGUCGAGGACUGUUUGAGAACGACAAAUUGACGUUCCUUUGUCAAAUGACCAUUCAGAUUUUCAUGCAGACAAACGAAAUAACGCAGUCUGAGCUCGAUUUUCUCUUGCGAUUUCCAUACAUACCCGAGUUAAACAGUCCCGUUGACUUCCUCUCAAACGUUGGUUGGGGUGGAAUUAAGUAUUUAAGCCAAAUGGACGAUUUCCGUAAUUUAGAAAAGGAUAUAGAAGGCGCUGCGAAAAGAUGGAAAAAAUUCGUGGAAUCAGAAACACCAGAACGUGAAAAUUUCCCUCAAGACUGGAAAAAUAAAACUGCCUUACAACGGUUGUGCAUUAUGAGAUGUCUUAGAUUGGAUCGAAUGACUUACGCACUUAGAUGCUUCGUGGAAGAAAAACUGGGUUCGAAAUUUGUGGAAUCUAGAUCUCCCCCUUUUCAUAAAUCCUUUGAGGAAACUAGUUCAAUUACGCCUGUAUUUUUUAUUCUCUCCCCGGGUGUUGAUCCCCUAAAGGAUGUAGAGAAGCUCGGCAAGCAAUUGAAUUUCACUUUCGAAGGAAGGAAUUUCCAUAAUGUAUCCUUGGGUCAAGGCCAAGAACCAAUUGCCGAAGAGGCAAUGAUUAUUUCAGCGAAUGAAGGACACUGGGUGAUUUUGCAAAAUGUUCAUUUAGUGAAGAAAUGGCUGCCUAUACUAGAAAAGAGAAUGGAACAAUUAUCAGAAAGUCCUCACGAGGAUUAUCGAUUGUUUAUUAGUGCCGAACCUAGUCCAGAUCCUCGAGAAUCAAUAAUACCACAGGGUAUCCUUGAAUCUGCUAUAAAAAUUACAAACGAACCACCAUCAGGAAUCCAAGCAAAUAUUCACAAAGCACUGGACAAUUUCAGUCAAGAGACUCUUGAAUCCUGCAGCAAGGAGACCGAAUUCAAAGCCAUACUAUUUGCACUCUGUUAUUAUCAUGCUGUCCUCGCGGAACGCAGAAAAUUCGGAGCACAGGGAUGGAACAGGAGCUAUCCAUUCAAUUUCGGUGACUUGACGAUCAGCGUGUCUGUGUUGUUUAAUUAUUUGGAGAACAGUAUCAAAGUACCAUGGGAGGAUCUCCGUUAUUUAUUUGGGGAAAUUAUGUACGGAGGCCACAUAACUGACGAUUGGGACAGAAGAUUAUGUAGAACAUAUUUAAUGGUGUACUUGAAAUCAGAAUUAGUUGAUGGUGAAUUAUACCUAGCUCCUGAAUUUUUGGUACCACCUAAUAGUGAUUACGUAACAUACCAUCAAUAUGUAGAUGAUUUUUUGCCUAGUGAAAGUCCAGUUCUUUAUGGUCUUCAUCCUAAUGCCGAAAUUGGAUUUUUGACAUCAACCGCUGAGAAUUUAUUUAAAACGUUGCUGGAAAUGCUGACGCAGACAGCAAGCAAUGCAGCAGGAGGAGACAUGUUGAAAGAAGAUAAAAUGAAAGGAAUUUUAGAAGACUUACUAGAUAAAUUACCGGAAGAAUUUAAUAUCGCAGAACUUCAGGGCAAGGUUGAAGAUCGCACACCCUACGUUACGGUUGCUUUGCAAGAAUGCGAACGAAUGAACCUUCUAUGCGAAGAACUCAGAAGAUCCCUUCGAGAAUUAGAGUUGGGAUUGAAAGGUGAAUUAACAAUUAACGCUGAAAUGGAAGAUUUGCAAAAUUACAUAAUGAUGGAUGCCAUUCCACCAUCUUGGACUAAAAGAGCGUAUCCCUCAGAAUUAGGAUUAAAUAGUUGGUUUGCUGACGUGUUGAAUAGGAUUAAUGAAUUGUCCAAUUGGACUGCAGAUUUUAGCUUACCUGCAUCAGUAUGGUUAGGUGGCUUCUUCAAUCCGCAAUCAUUUUUGACUGCAAUUAUGCAACAAACUGCACGAAAGAAUGAAUGGCCAUUGGACAAGAUGUGUUUAUAUUGCGAAGUUAUGAGAAAAUAUAAGGAAGAAAUCACGGCAGCACCGAGAGAAGGUGCAUACAUAAAUGGAUUAUAUAUGGAUGGCGCAAGAUGGGACACCCAAACAGGGUGCAUCAUGGAGUCUAGGUUCAAAGAGUUGUAUCCAUUGAUGCCAGUAAUGUAUAUUCGUGCAAUUACACAAGAUAAGCAAGAUCUACGAAAUAUGUAUGAAUGUCCUGUGUACAAAACUCGUUCUCGAGGCCCCACUUACGUAUGGACCUUCAAUUUGAAAACAAAAGAGAAAGCAGAGAAAUGGAUUCUUGCUGGAGUGGCAAUUUUAUUACAAAUCUAAUUGUACUACAAUAAUCCACAAUUUAUUAAAAUAAACAAUUAGAAUUGAGUUUAACAGAAAUACAAUUCAAAUUUUACGUGCACUGAUGUCCGCGUAUAUGGCCACGCCUAUCCCCACCAAUUCCUGAAACUGCUGGUUCGAGGCAGGCCUCGGCGUUAUCUAUUAUCUGCAUCGACGUGAUUCAACUAAAUAGUGUGACGUCUCAAUACCAUAUAACUAGGUAGAAGUGCAUAUCUCAUACACAACUAACCGAUUCUAGUUCAUAAGCAUCUUUACACGAGUCGGGGCUGUAGAUGGCUAAAUUUUCAGGAACGGUGCAGGAAUCGGGGACCAGUUACCAGAGUGCUUUCCCCACGGUUGUGGGACGCAGUUGCAUAUAGGGUGGGCUGGAUAUACGCACUUUACGUUUAU
Molecule: messenger RNA, 14013 nt
Organism: Dufourea novaeangliae
Lineage: Eukaryota; Metazoa; Arthropoda; Insecta; Hymenoptera; Halictidae
Product: dynein beta chain, ciliary-like
Exons: 67
Coding region: 1-13602 (4533 amino acids)
Biological process (GO): microtubule-based movement
Cellular component (GO): dynein complex
Molecular function (GO): dynein light intermediate chain binding; dynein intermediate chain binding; minus-end-directed microtubule motor activity
Source: RefSeq, a predicted model, not a curated record